CACCCUUGCCACGCUCCAGUCGGGCUCUGUCUGCUGGCAGGGCCACGCAGCCAUCCCCAGCACCAUGGUGAGGAACGUGGACGACUACGACUUCUGCCUGCCUUCGCACGCCCAGGGUGUGCUGGAGGGGCUGCAGCGGCUGCGCGCCAACCCCAAACUGGCAGACGUGACGCUGGUGGCGGGCGGGCAGGAGUUCCCCUGCCACCGUGGCGUCCUGGCCCUCUGCAGCCACUACUUCUAUGCCAUGUUCUCCGGCGACUUCGCCGAGAGCAUCGCAGCACGGGUGGAGCUGAAGGAGGUGGACUCCGGCGCCCUGCAGACGCUGCUCGACUUCGCCUACACAGGGAAGGUCACCAUCAACCAGGGUAACGUGGAGGGGCUGAUGCGGACCUCCAGCCAGCUCCACUUCCCCACUAUCCAGAAGGUUUGCAGCCGCUACCUCCGGCAGCAGAUGGAUGCCACCAACUGCCUAGGUAUCUGCGAGUUCGGUGAGAGCCACGGCUGCCCUGAGGUCUCUUCCAAGGCCUGGUCUUUCUUGCAGGAGAACUUUGAAGCUGUCUCUCAGCAGGAGGAGUUCCUCCAGCUCUCCAAGGAGAGGUUGGCCAUCUACCUCUCUCACGACCAGCUGCAGGUGCAGGAGGAGCAGAGCCUGGCUGAGGCCGUGCUGCGCUGGGUACGCCACGACCCAGGGCCCCGAGCCCAGUUCCUGCCCGAGCUGCUGGAGCUGGCCCACCUCGUCUCGCUGCCUGACCAGUACCUGCAGAACCUGCUUGCCACUGAGCCCCUCAUCCGUGACUCAGAUGCCAGCAAGGCUCUUGUUGCCCGAUCUCGUGCCACGGGGCAGAGUGAUGCUGGUACCCAGAAGAAACCCGCGACCCCACCACAGAAGCUGGAGGAGGUGCUGGUGGUGGUUGGUGGCCGUGUGCUGGAGGAGAGCGAGGAUGAGGAUGGGGGACUGCAGAUGCCGGCCACCACCAGGAACUUCGCCUUCUACAACCCCAAAAGCAGGCGUUGGAUGGCUCUUCCCGACUUCCCUGAUUACAACAAAUGGGGCUUUUCCCUGGUGGCUCUGAACAAUGACGUGUAUGUCACAGGUGGCUCCCGGGGGUCCCAGAACGACACGUGGUCAACGACCCAGGCCUGGUGCUUCUGCCUCAGGGACGGCACCUGGAAGCCCAUUGCUUCCAUGCUGAGAGCCCGGACAAACCACACCAGCGCUGUCCUGAAUGGCGAGAUCUAUGUCAUUGGGGGGACGACAGUGGACGUGGUGGAGGUGGAGCGCUACGACCCCUACAACAAGAGCUGGUGUGCCACCAGCCCAGCCCUCAAGUAUGUGAGCAAUUUUGCAGCCACCAGCUGCUUGGGCAAGCUCUACCUGGUGGGCUCCUGUGCCGUCAAGUACAACGCGCUCACCCUCCAGUGCUACAACCCUGUCCAAGAUUUGUGGAGUGUGAUCACGUCCCCCUUCAUCCCCAAGUACCUCUCGGCCCCGCGCUGUGCCACCCUCCACGGGCUCAUCUACCUCAUCGGGGACAACACGAAGAAGGUCCACGUGUACAACCCAGAGGCCAACAUCUGGCAGAAGGUGCAGCUCCUGUACCCCCAUGAGAACGGCGGGAUGGUGCCGCUGGGCGACCGGCUUUUUGUCACCGGUGGCCACUGGAAGGGCAUGGACGGGGACUACCGGGUGGAGAUGGAGGUGUACGACUGCGCCAAGGACCUCUGGACACGGGAGGGCUCCCUGCCCUGCCUCUGGCUCUUCCACAGCUCCUCCUCCAUCUUCAUGGACACGUCCAAGUGGACAGAGGCUUUCCGCAGUGACCAUGGGUGGUAG
This is a messenger RNA of Opisthocomus hoazin, 1834 nucleotides long. The record is from RefSeq and is a predicted model, not a curated record. NCBI's taxonomy places the organism in Eukaryota, Metazoa, Chordata, Aves, Opisthocomiformes, Opisthocomidae.